UACAAUAUUUAACAGCAAAACAUACUUUGGUCUCGGCUGCUCAACGUUAUCUUCAAAAGUCUCUUCCUUUUCGAAAAAGUGAUGCUCAAAAAUUAUUGAGAAUUGAUGUAAAUAAAGCUAGCAAACUUUGGGAAUUCUUUCAACAAGUUAAAUGGAUUUAA
Messenger RNA from Racocetra persica, 161 nucleotides. The record is from the annotation of a GenBank genome assembly. Lineage: Eukaryota; Fungi; Glomeromycota; Glomeromycetes; Diversisporales; Gigasporaceae.